UUUAAUUCUGGGUAGACCAGAGACUGAAAAGUCACCUUUAUAUUUAAAAACUGUUUAUGCAUAUGAAUUAUCUCAAAAGUUAGAGGUAAUUCAUCAAUUUGCACGAAAUAAAUUAAAACUGUCAAGCGACAGGAUGAAAAGAAAUUAUGACAUUUCAACAAAAAUGCAGAAAUUUGAUGCAGGAGAUCCAGUGUGGUUGCACAAUCCUCGUCGUGUAAAGAGGUUGUGUCCAAAAUUACAAAAUAAUUUGGAAGGUCCAUAUAUUGUGGUAGAUAAACUUAAUGAUGUGAUAUAUCGUAUACAGAAAGGUCCAAAGACCAAACCUAAAGUAGUGCACCAAGACAGGUUGAAGCUCUAUCUUGGGGAAAAUGUUCCAAGUUGGUUUAAAUAGAUAUGAUGGAUAUGAGGGGAAGUGAAACCCUAAAAUUCCAUAUAUCUAUCCAGUAUAGUACAGUUUUUAGUUAUUUUAUAGAAAUAUAUAAAAUCAAUUAGCGAGAUUUUAAAGGAAAUGUUCCUUUUUAUAAUUGCAGGUCACAGUAAUACCUGUGGAAUUUGCCUAGAUUUCACUUUCAACCAUUCAAUAAUAUGCAAAAGGCAUAUGACAGAACAACAUAGUGGGUUUGGUUGGAGGUGUGAGGAGUGUAGGUUGGUGGUCAGCCGUAGAGCUGCCCACAAGAAGUGUGAGGGAAUGUUGAAGUUAAUCAACAGGACAACAAUGACUUGUACCAAAGAGGAGGAGGAUCAAUUCCUUCUGUUCCAAAGACAGAGAGAGGAAAAAAUGAUAACGGAGAAAGUGGACAAGGAAGAAAAAAAGGAGCUGCAGAAAGAUAGCAAAAAGAGGUCUCACAGGAAGGAACAGGACCAGGGGACAAAGAAGCAGAGGACAGUACUUGGGAACUUGUAUGUGGAGAAUAAUAUGGUAUUUGGGGAUGGAGGGGAGAAAAAGAAGAAGGAAGUUAAGAAGGUGCAGGAGAAGAAGAGAACACCAGAGGAAGAAAGGGAGAGAAAGGAGAAGAGGGAUGAAAAAAAGAGAAGGAAGGAAGAAAAAGAAGUGGAGAAGGAGAGUAAGAAAGGAAAAGAGGAUGAGACGGAGAAGAAGAAAGAAGAAAAGGAGAAGAAGAAGGAGAAGAAGAAGGAGAAGAAGAAGGAGGAGAGGGCAAUACAGUAUUACCUUAGAAAAGCCCAAUGA
Molecule: messenger RNA, 1189 nt
Organism: Mytilus californianus (California mussel)
Lineage: Eukaryota; Metazoa; Mollusca; Bivalvia; Mytilida; Mytilidae
Product: nucleolar protein 58-like
Exons: 2
Coding region: 509-1189 (226 amino acids)
Source: RefSeq, a predicted model, not a curated record